GACGAAGUAAAACGUGGAGGGAUAAAAUUUUGGAUUUAUAAAGAAAGCAAGUCUCCAAAUUCUAAAAUGCAGAUCGUCUUUCACGGUCCAAGUAAGGACGCGACAGUUAAGGGCUCUAUAACAAGUAAGCCAACUGAUGUCAACCUAGACUUCAAGGGAUGGCGAGGUAUCUGGAUAGCAUACCGCGAAUUCAAUGCCAACGAUUUCCAUCUGAAGAAACUCAAGAAGAUUGAGUUUAUAAUUCAAUCCACGAAGGCUGAUAAACUUUACUUUGACCUGAUCCAAUUUUCUAAGAGUAUUGGUUAUGCCAGUCGAGAUCUUGUGGUGAGUAAAGUUGGACAAAGUGAUCCAGGGAAAGACGAUGCCCCUUUUCACGAUGAUAAAGACUUCUGGCAACAGACUCUCCGCUGGAAUCAAUAUCAAUUUUCWAAAUAUACUGAGACACUUGAAAAURUCAAUGAUAAGCUAGAAGAUAUUAAAACAAUCGAAAAUCGAAUUGAAAACUGGUACGCAAAAGAAGAUGAGUCAAUCAUUCGCCUCGCAGAUAGGGAUUCAUCAAUAAGCAGCAGCAGUGGAAUAGAUGAUGGCUUUAAUCUUAACAAGAUGAAGGUUAAGCGAUGGAAAAGCCUCCAGACAGCAAUACAACAGGCACGUGUACUAUACCAAAAGAUAGAUUUUCAAAAACGCCGGCCGUCCCUAUUUCCCAAAAGGUCAGACUACGGAAAGGAAGAGAUAAAAGUCGGUUCUAAUUCAAUGACUAAGUUUGGUUAUAUUUUUGGGAAAAUCCUUUUGCCACUAUCACUUGAAUGUGCUUUAAAGAGCAGGAAGGUUGAGGUAGAGUAUCUAGCAAAAAAAGUUUGCAAUGACCUUUCUUCGGGGACAGAUGGAGAAGCAUUCAAUAAAGGUAUUCAGGAUGUUGCUGGAGAGAGCMAAAAUAUGAUAGAAAAGUUCAAGGAAAUAGUAAAAACUUUCAAAAAUAARAAHACAAUUGAAUGUCCACCRGAAGAUUYCMSAGCUUUGGAUAUUGAAAAACUUAUUCAACAAUUUUAUGACUACCUCUAUCAAAGAAUCAAGAUAUUACUGGAGUACCUCCAAGAUCAAGGAAUUGGUGCAGGUAGUUCUCUUGGUUCACUCGACCAUGAAAUGAACAAAAUCGGUUCAGGAUUUGUACACUCCGUUUUCUUGUUAAGAAAUCGCUUAAGAGAAGAUCCAAUGUUCGACARCCUGGUAGAUGCCAUGAAAUGGUAUUCUGACUUUAACGAGAUCUAUCAGCCUGAUGAUGAUUUUGUAUACGAUGGAACAACAACAGAUCGAAUGAGAACAAUCCUCCUGUACAGACUACAGAUCAUACUAAUGAAAAAAAMGAAAGGUCAAGAUGAAAUUCACGAUUUGAAUCAUUUGARGAAAUGGGCAAAGCAUGCAUUAAAAAUCAACAAAGGUUUCGGAGGUGUGAUUAAACCAGAUUUUACUGGAUUUCACCACAAGACUUUCUAUGGCUCAGCGUACGUCCCCCAAGCAUAUCACAACGCCGCACUCGUUCAGUACUUUCUCGAUGGAACUUCGUUUGAAUUCGAURCCAAUUCUAAAGCCAAUCUUCGAAAAGCUUUAAGCGUUUUACGUAUGGUGUCAGUUAAGUUCUCAAYGCCAAACGGUGUCUGUGGACGGUUCCCUGGCUAUGAUCGUGCUAUAUUAGCCAGAAUUCUUCCCGCUUACGCUUACAUCAGCUACGGACCAAUCAAAAGAGUUAAUGCGCCUUGUAUGAUUAUGGCGGAAAAGAGGUUUAAAACUUUACGACUGGCAAUUAGUAAUCAUGACAUGGGGUUUGAAUACGAUCCAUUAAACAACAAAAAGGCCACAUGCAACGUCAAACUCAAAGAUAAUACCAACGUUUUUAGACCAAAAGCUUCCCGUGAUGUUGGGGUUAAGACAAUGUUCUGUGUGAGGGGGAAAACAAGCAAGAUCGCCGUGAGGUUGUGCCACGACGUUGCAAGUGUCAAAAAGGUUAUUGUCAAUGGCGAGGAGAAGAAUGGCGAGGCGAUGAAUAAGUUCAUAAACGUCCGUAGAAAAAGGCUUGUWUUUUCAAAUCUGGUGAAUGGAUUUACCACUGAAGUUGUUCUAGAGUUGAAAUAG
Messenger RNA from Exaiptasia diaphana, 2130 nucleotides. RefSeq lists its product as uncharacterized. The transcript is spliced from 2 exons. The coding region runs from base 67 to 2130 and encodes 687 amino acids. The record is from RefSeq and is a predicted model, not a curated record. NCBI's taxonomy places the organism in Eukaryota, Metazoa, Cnidaria, Anthozoa, Actiniaria, Aiptasiidae. Gene Ontology annotation, biological process: glycosaminoglycan catabolic process.